AUGUCUAACCUGCCAACGCUCGUUUUUAUACCUGGUGCCUGGCACAAACCCACAUGUUUUGAAAAGAUUACCAGCAUUCUCUCAGAAAAAAAUUUCAAAUGUGUCCUAGUAACUCUUCCAUCGACCCAAGGGAGCCCUGAAGCCACGUUCAAAGAUGACCUUGAUGCUGCACGAAUGGCUAUAUCAGGCGAGACUACCCAGGGCCGUAAUGUUGUGGUCCUUGCACACUCCUACGGCGGUAUGGUAGGAAACAGUGCCAUCAAGGGGUUCACUCGACCACAAGAUAGCCCAAUAGAUCAGGAUCAACAGCCUUCGGGGCCAGGGUACAUCAUCGGCCUCAUUCUGAUUGCUUCCGGCUUCACUUUCACCGGCCUCGCGUUUAUGGACCCCUUCCUUGGACGCCCACCGCCGCUAUGGCGCGUCAACAAGGAAACGGGGUUCGCCGAACUUGUCGCCUCGCCGCGUGAAGCAUUCUAUCACGAUGUACCAGCAGACGAGGCAGAAUACUGGUGUUCUCAGCUUCAAUCGCAGAGCCUUAAAGCAUUGUUUGAAGGCGCUGAACACUCCUACUCUGGUUGGUUGGAUGUACCGUGCUGGUAUAUUGGCACAGCGGAGGAUAGGGGCUUGCCCCUUUUCAUACAGCGAAUGCAGGCUGGUAUGGCUAGGAAUAUGGGUGCGAGUGUGACGUGUAGGGAACUCCGGGCCAGCCAUUCACCGUUUUUAAGCCAUCCUAAAGAUACCGCCAGGCUUAUCCUUGAAGCUAUUGGACAAUUUACUGGGAAUCCUCUUGGGAAUCUACCUUCACUAGAUGAGUGCCAUGCUAUGAUGCCAGUGCCGAGGGUGGAGCUGCUACAGCCUCUUACAUGGUAUAACUUUGGCGUGCCAUUGGCAUUCGGCCACCUUCUUGGGCGGGGCGAUAAGACAUCAGAAAUCCGACUAGCGAUUAUCGAGGUUUGUUGGCUCAUAUUAAAGUAA
This is a messenger RNA of Trichophyton benhamiae CBS 112371, 975 nucleotides long. RefSeq lists its product as uncharacterized. The coding region runs from base 1 to 975 and encodes 324 amino acids. Lineage: Eukaryota; Fungi; Ascomycota; Eurotiomycetes; Onygenales; Arthrodermataceae. The transcript has 2 exons. The record is from RefSeq and is a predicted model, not a curated record.